AUGCAUUCUCGUAUUGUUCUUAGCGCCCGUCCACAUCGGAGGUGGUACCUGCCCGGGAAUAUCCUACGCUGCGAGGCUCGCCUCGAGCACGAAACCCCCCGCUCUUCGGUACAGCAGCCUGCCGCUUUACGGCAAACCGGGGAUCAAUAUCGAUUGUUUCCAAUCCAGAACGACUCCUUGUUGGAUUUUACAGGUGAUACCGAGUGGAUGCUGGAUUCACUGAAGGUGAGCGUGAAGGGAUAUUGCGCCUUGGAUCCCGAAUGGUUUUCCGCUGAAGGGCUUCAUUCCAACACGGACGCACCGCCGCACUCAUCGAUUAACGCAUCACCAUCUUCAGUGCAGAACCCCAACGACGCACCACCUCAUCCGUCUAUUCUCUGGAGAGUUCUCUCCAUGGUAAAUGGAGGCUCCACGGAUGCAAUGAAAAGUUCUUUAUCUCUACAGUACCCCCUGUUUGAAUCACCAGUGUGGACGAUUGCGCAAUCGAUUCCUUUAAAUCCUGGCAAACACCUUAGCUUUUCCUUUUCAAUGAGUCUUCCCGAUGAGCUACCGCCAUCUGUUAGUGGAAUUCAUGCUAAAAUAGCGUACCUGAUUUCCAUAAUCGCCAACUAUCACUCUGAAAGCCCCAAUAAUCACCAAACCAAUAGUACCACAACGGUUGAGAUUCCCAUCCAUGUUUUCUCCAUAGCGGCGAGCAUUUCACCGAUUUUUAUCAAAUCCAUCUUUCCUCUUUCCAAGAAUCAUCCACUUGUGAUGAAUAAUUACAGUUUUAGUUUUUGCCUUUCAAUUUCAACUCCAUCCUCUUGUAAUACGACUACCGAAGGAUUGAAUUCCCACCAGAGAUUAGAAAGCCCUCCGAGUUCUAAAGAGGUACUCUAUUGGUAUAAUAUGAAGUCCGACAAUGAGGCCCUUACGGCAAAACCAAGAAGUUUAAGCAAGUUUAACUUCACACCUCCUAACAGGGAUCACGCACCUGUUCAGCUUAUUUUGCAUUCCUCAAAGGUGGCAAUCGGUUCUUCUUUGAUUGGCGUGUUUAACCAUAAUGGAUUAGAAAGAGAAAAUACAUCACUGACCGAGGAAUUUACUUUAGUUCCUCUAUCGGCUUGCGUUUCGCUUGAAAGUUUGGAAUGCGGUAACGAAUAUCGGAUUCGACGAGGAAAGCGAUUCAAAAAAGCGUAUGGUUUAGAUAACUUAGCCAUUAUCGGUUCCCAUACAGUUUGUGAAGAGAGACUUAUUUUGUUCGACUCUCCAAGCACGCCUUUUACGUUUCAUUUAACCACAGAAAACAUUUCAAGCGCGAGUUUUUUCACUGAUAUCGUCUCCAUCAUGUGGCAUAUCCGUGUAAGAGUAUUAUGGGGUAUUCACAAUGGUAUAGACACAAUAAAGGCGGAAAACAGCGAAGUAGUAGAAGCUGUAAUUCCUAUUAUUCUCGAGCCACCACCACUACCUCAGGAACAUUGCUCUAAGCUUGCAGUGUAA
Messenger RNA from Phytomonas sp. Hart1, 1479 nucleotides. The record is from the annotation of a GenBank genome assembly. Lineage: Eukaryota; Euglenozoa; Kinetoplastea; Trypanosomatida; Trypanosomatidae.